GAUCCUGCGAAUUAUGUACUUAAGGAAGAUGCCUCCCCUUCCAUCUUUGGACCAAUUGAGAAGCAGCAUUGGUCCUAUGCAUGUGCAAAACAAUUGAAUGAGAGACUGAUCUAUGCUGAAGGUGCUGAGAAUGGCUUAGAGUUCACUAUUGUAAGGCCGUUUAACUGGAUUGGCCCUAGAAUGGAUUUCAUUCCUGGCAUUGAUGGUCCUAGUGAAGGCGUUCCAAGAGUAUUAGCUUGCUUUAGUAAUAACCUUUUGAGACGUGAACCUCUGAAACUUGUGGAUGGGGGAGAAUCACAAAGAACCUUCAUAUAUAUCAAAGAUGCUAUCGAAGCUAUUUUGCUGAUGAUC
Messenger RNA from Capsicum annuum, 351 nucleotides. RefSeq names its product UDP-D-apiose/UDP-D-xylose synthase 2-like. The record is from RefSeq and is a predicted model, not a curated record. NCBI's taxonomy places the organism in Eukaryota, Viridiplantae, Streptophyta, Magnoliopsida, Solanales, Solanaceae. The transcript is spliced from 3 exons. The annotation marks the transcript as partial.